AUGAGCCAUAAAACUGUCGAACUUCUACCUAUUCAGCUCGCCAUCAAUUCUGGUCAGUUUGACUACACGGGAUGUCCGUCAAACAAUGAUUUCUACUAUGAAGGAGUUAUUUCAUCUCCUUACUACCCAAAGCUCUACCCACCAAAUACUGAAUGCUACUACUACAUCACUGCUGAGCCUGGGAAAGUUUUGAGUUUCAAUUUCACUCAUUUCGACAUGGAAUCCUGUUGUGACUACAUAACAAUCUAUGACGGUAAUGGUAUGCGAAGUCCAAAACUUGUACAUGGUGGUAAGCGGCGCACUAUCUCACGCGCAUGGUCACGGGAUCGAAUCCCGAAUAGA
This is a messenger RNA of Haemonchus placei, 342 nucleotides long. NCBI's taxonomy places the organism in Eukaryota, Metazoa, Nematoda, Chromadorea, Rhabditida, Trichostrongylidae. The record is from the annotation of a GenBank genome assembly.